CCGUACAACCACUAAACAAAUUAUUAUGUCUCGACACGGCUACACAUACGAUUCCGGACUCGGUACUGAUACGGAUCACAUUGCCCCACCUGUGUCAGGUUAGGAUCCUUUCAGUUUUGGCCACGAUCGCCGAGCACUUCGUCACGCCUGCACCUCUUCCUUCGCUUCACCACCACAAGGCGCCUCAAGAAUGUUCACCACACCAAGCCGACAGACGUUGGGUGGAGGCUCGAGGAGAAGUCAGAGCUCUAUCCCAGGAUCGCGAGGUGCGACACCAAUGAGCUUCAGAGAAUCGCCAGCUGCGAGUCUGGCAGGCAGUCGACCUCGAAAGGAUGUGAAUCGCUCUUCCCCUACUUCCCGCUCAGCAACUUACAGGGACAGGAGAUCUCACCUUCAGCCUUACAUUGUUGAUCCGGAGUCCUCUGGAAAUGUGAAGGGCUUCGUGGGGACGUCAGGAGACGCGAUGGCCGUCGAUGAUGCGGAAGGGUCUGUUGUGGGAGGCAGACGCGCGACACUGUUGGACGAAGGCACAAUACUCGCGCGAGACGACGUGUAUGUCGUCUCGGCUUCGCACAAGCUACCCAUCGAGGUAAUGCAAGCGCUAGAAUCUGCUGAACACUCUCGUGAUGCAAUCACAUCAGCCAUGGACGCACGGAUUGGCUAUGCCUACGUAGCAUUCAAGGAUCGCUGUUACGCAUGGUGCUUCUCUGGCAGCACGCGGGUCGCGCCAGCCUGCUACGUCUUUCCUGCACCCCCGCCCUCCACUCAGGCAGCGCCGAACACUUUCCCACCCUUUUGCGCGUUUGUGGAACGAUCGUCGGGUCAAGAGCCCGGACUGCUGCUCGUCUCGCGAGAAGGAAAGGUGCGCUUGUGGAACAGCAUCGCAUCUUCGCGCGCUUUGAGCGAAGACGCGCACGAACUCGACGUGGCGCUCGGCGCAGGCGAAAGUGUCACCUCGCUACAGCGCUGCCAGACAUCGGCCUUCGUCGUGGCCACGAGCCAGUCCCGGCUGCUUCGUCUGGACGUUCCUCACCGAGGCGGUAGAUUGCAAGCAGAGGUCUCCUCCUUCUCCCAACCGCGCGGCUUUUUUGGGCGCUUCUUUGGCGCUGCUGCUACCUUUACCCUUGGGGGAGACGAAAGCUUCAGUGUGACUGCAGCUCCCUCUCCCGAUGCCGCCGACGCGUGGACGCUGUAUGCAAUCAGUAAGCGAGGGGUUCAGAAAUGGGGUCUUGGCGAACGGUCAGGUGGCGAGACGAUGAUCGCCGAGCAGGAUCUCCGCCAGCCUAUCGCAUCGGUCUUGUUUGGACUGCCAGAAAAGGAUGAUGGAUCUGGAGCUGAUACAGCAGGUCUGGAGCUCUUAAGCGGAGCAAUCACUACGAAUGGUGCGCUCCUCAUCCUCUUCGAACACAGCCCCACCUCUGCUGGUAUCAUUUCCUUUGGCGUAGCUGUUGCGACUUAUGAAAAAGUGGCGAGCUCGUUCGUCAUUUCUCGCGCCGUGCAGCUGCACUACACUCACGCAAGGUCUGCGGGACCAUCGGAUGCGCCACGUCUCAUCGCGCCGUACGGAGGACCGGUCCUAUUCAUUCAAUUCGAGGACGUAGUCGUGCUCAGACUGCUCGAAGAUGACUUUGAGGAGGUAGUCAGCCUCAAACACCCUCUGCAGAAUCGCUUCAUGGGCUAUGGAGCCGAAAGCAUCGACGUGGAACGGGAGACGGACGUUGUUGGCGUGCCCUUCUUCACAUCGUCCAGUGGCACGCUCUUGGUUGAUGUCUGGGUCGGCGCAGCAGCUGCAUUGGCGAAGAAACUUUGCACUCCUAGGGAACACACUGCUGUGCGAACGGAACGCCUCAUGGUCAAGCUCGAGCAAGCUGUCUUCUUCGGCAACAAUAUUGCAAGUCCGAUAUCGUACGAUCUGCCACUCGACUUUGAAGGCGACCUUUCCCUUGCCGCCGAGCAGCUCAGCACCAGCAUCGUGACCUCAGAGACGCAAGCACUGCCCGAUGUAGUGGAAUUGCGGCUGCAUCUGCAAUACCGCGCUGCACGUCUGCACGAUUUGAUUACGUUCAUUGCGAGCAACAAUUGCCUCCAAAAGCUUUCCCAUAGCAGCCGUCGCCGCCUCUCUUCCGACGCUGAGCUUCUCGCUGCAGCUCUCGAGGUCUGGCAAUACCACGGCGCGCAACUCUCUGGCGCUCGCGGGACAUUCGGCACCCUCAGUCCGCUUUCGGUCGCCAUCACGAAGAUCAUGACGGAAAGCGGCCAAGCUACGCGGGACGACGUGGUCAGAGCAUUCUUCCGACAUCACUUGCCGCAAAUACCUCGGGUUCUGGAUGAGCUGCUACAUCAGACUAGCGCCCUCUCGUCUAGUCCGCUGGACCAGAGGUCCGUCUUGAUACUCGAAAGUGCUCGGGUCGUGAAUAUCAUCUUCAACGCAGCUAGAGUGUUCCGCAGAGACUCUGGCAAGGUGUACGCCUUUCAAGCGACACAGACGGCAUUCGAGGCUUGGUCCAUCACUGCGAGUGACCUAGACGUGCUGGAAGGACUAUUCCACACGACUUUACGACUUGUCAACGAGCGGACCAGAGAGCUCGGUACAGCGGUCGACGCCAAUGUGCAGGAAGGCUUCAAUACCGAGGGCAGUGCGCCUCUGUCGCCGGCGCGUUUGCAGAAGGAGCUCAAGCUUCAGCUAUGCGAACUGGCUUCGAAUGCUCUUGCGACUUUCGAGGAGAGACUUGCGUAUCUGAAUGCUUCUGCACAGACGGGAGACCAGCCUGCUCAUCAGCGCGACUACGCCCUGUUGGAAGCGCGUUACAGAACGGCCAGACCGCAAAUGAUUCUGCCGCUGCUGGCCGUGGGCCACUCUGGUCGAGCAUUCACACUUGCGGAACAGCAUGCAGACUUCAGGACGUUGACUUUGCUCAGUCACCAACUAGAGGCGAGUCAGGAGGCGGCACGACAACGAGCGGAAAAGUAUUUGGAUCGAUACGGCCAAGCUUUCGCAUUUCAAUUGUUCCAAUGGUACAUUGAGCAAGGCAGGCUGCGGACUUUGCUCGAUGUCCCAGACAAGUACAGCCCAUUGCUGUUGGACUUUUUCGAACGGUCCGACAAUCCCCGGUUAGCGUGGUUACACGACAUUCUCCUGGAGCGGCAUUCGACCGCAUCUCGGACUCUUGUGCAGAUCGCCGACUCGGAAGGCAAGGCAGCGCAGAAGAAGCUCAUGCUAAGCCUGGGCAAGCUGGCGCAUUGUGCAGAUCUCACAGAGGCUCAAAUCAUGGCCGAAGAUGAGCAGGACCAAAUCGAGCUCAUCGACGAUCAGCUCGAUAUGGUCAACGCGCAUCAGCUUCUCCGCGACUUUUAUGAAAGCGUGAUUCCUGGUUGCAGUCGCGAUGUGGAGAAUGGCUGUGCAGCGGUGAGCGAGGCUGUCGCGUACAAUCUGGAGUCUUUACCAGCUUUGCAUGCUUGGUAUGCCUCGGCCGUUCGAAGUAUUCUGCGUGGAGAUGUGGUAUCCGCAGAGGACUUGAUCGACUUGCUCACCUUGCCACUUGCUGCCGACGAUCGCAUCCAUGACUAUACCACCGCACUUGAAGUUUACCUGCGAGAAAAAGGCACUUCGGAGGCUCGUCUCGAUGCCAGUCUCGCGUCCGUGUGGCUCAGGAUCCUCUUGCGGGACGACUGGCCGUCCAUCACGGACACGUCAGGCAAGACUGAUGCUGAAUUGAGUGACCAGCUCAGGCACACGGCACUAUACGCAGCACUCAAGUGGGCUGCCGAUCAUUCUGCGCAAAGCAAUUGGUGCUGGAACCUCCGGAGAUCAUGGCAGGGCAGCCAACGGCUGACCUGCUGAGCGGCCGAUUGCGGGGAGUUCCAGCUCAGCAGGUACAGCUCAUUCUGGCUGAACAAGAAUCUCAGCUGGAAGGACUUAGGGAGCUCUUUGAAGGUCCCACGCAGCUCAGCAAAUGGUACGAGGAAGUCAGUAGGAUAGUCAACGACGA
Ceraceosorus guamensis is the source of this 3989-nucleotide messenger RNA. RefSeq lists its product as hypothetical. NCBI's taxonomy places the organism in Eukaryota, Fungi, Basidiomycota, Exobasidiomycetes, Ceraceosorales, Ceraceosoraceae. Gene Ontology annotation, cellular component: nuclear pore outer ring. Bases 191 to 3841 code for a protein of 1216 amino acids. The transcript has 6 exons. Gene Ontology annotation, molecular function: protein binding; structural constituent of nuclear pore. The record is from RefSeq and is a predicted model, not a curated record. Gene Ontology annotation, biological process: protein import into nucleus; poly(A)+ mRNA export from nucleus; transcription-dependent tethering of RNA polymerase II gene DNA at nuclear periphery.